Molecule: messenger RNA, 1977 nt
Organism: Fusarium keratoplasticum
Lineage: Eukaryota; Fungi; Ascomycota; Sordariomycetes; Hypocreales; Nectriaceae
Product: Ras modification protein ERF4
Exons: 3
Coding region: 1-1977 (658 amino acids)
Biological process (GO): protein targeting to membrane; peptidyl-L-cysteine S-palmitoylation
Cellular component (GO): endoplasmic reticulum palmitoyltransferase complex; extrinsic component of endoplasmic reticulum membrane
Source: RefSeq, a predicted model, not a curated record
AUGCUGGCUUCUAGGGCGUCCUUCAGCAGCAGCACAUCAUUGCCCCGGUCGUCGACUUCUCCCCCAGCCUCCUUCCCCAGCUCUGAUUGGCUGGCCCGCCGAGGCCUUCUCCUUGUUUCUUCCUCUCCUUUGAUCAUCGACGACUCCAGCAAAACCUUUGCCUGCAGCUGCCUCCAAGAGUCGAGCCACGGCCCAGACGAAGACCAUCACGAAGACUACGAGGCUGACGAUCCUGCUGCUGCUGCUGCCGCCGCCAUCACCACCAUCCCCGAUUCAUCGCCAGGCCUUCUUGGCGCAGCCGAGUCAAUCUUAGCGACGACAAAUCACACUCAUCGCAUUCCUCCAUCCGCGUCACUCUCUGCAUCUGCGCCUGCGUCUCCACGGCACCACCAACGCCAGCUCCGUGCGCUGGCAGCUAGCGUCGAGUCUUUUGGACACAACCAACACCAUUACGACGACGGGAUCAUCUCCAUCUGCGAUCACCGCCAUCAACGCGGUCGUCUCGGCGGCCGUGCCGACAUCCUGCUUCCCACGGAUCCUCCACUCUCCCGAGCGCCUCCCUCCAAGCCCGUCCCGGCCACCGUAGUAGAUGCCCCGGGCAACAACCCUCAUUUCUCGAGCCUCGACCCUCCCAAGCCCGCGUAUCCCGGAACUGGCUCAGCCUCUGCCAAUCUAGCCGCCGACGCCGCCGCCGCCGCCCUGCAUUCACAGCACGCUCCCAGACGACCACCCACCGACCGUCAUCAAGAGCCUGCCCUCCGUCAUUCGCCUUUCCACCCACGACAGGGUACUGCUCCCUCUACGCGCCGUGCCCGCCGACUGUCUGCCGUUCGCCUGUGGAAUCCCACAAACUCGACCCCUCGACCUCACACUCUUCGCAAACGCCGCCCUUCAACACCACCGCCUCCAUCCGUACCCCUCCAGCAUCCUACUCUCGACAACGUUCUGCCCGAUCCCGUAGGAGCCGGUCCUAGCGAUUAUCCCCUCCUCACACUCCCCGAGCAGCGUCAGACCCGCCACUCUCUAUCGGCCCGUGCCAGCCUCCAGGUUGAUCGGACUGGAAGUAGUGAUAAACGAGUGAGCCUUCCAUCGUCAGUUCGCGCUUCCUACGACGAGACGCGAUCUCGUCGUGGUGUCGCUUCAGCCGGAGAAUCCGAACCUCGACCCAGCAAAGUACCUGCAGAAGGGGACAUCGUGGAAGACGCACCCGUCAAACUCGACAAGGGAAAGGGAAAGGCUGUAAUGAUGCCGGAGAACGAUGAUCCAAUGCCGUCCUUCGGCAAGGACCUGGAACGGGGUCCCGACAUAAUGGACCCCCGAAUUUCCAAUGUCUCGGCCGGGGAUGGCAUCGGAUCGGCCCUCUCAUCAACGGAUUCUUCCAUUAUGGGUGAAGAAGUUGAGCCAGAUGCGGCUGGUGAAUGGGGACCUCAACAUCCCUGCUACCCUCACCUGAACCCUCACGUCCCUAUCGACUCACCCGAGUAUGUCAACACGCGCAUCAUUCGGAUACGACGCGACUGGCUGAUCCAGGGCGAUUUGGCGCCUACCUUUUCCAACUUGUACCCUGAGAUCCUGGAUCCUGCUGGCCUUUCGGAGCAAGAAUUUCGUCGGAUCAUUGAGAAGCUCAACGGUGAACUGAUACCGGCGUUCAACCCCUACGGAAUGAGAAAUAUCUUGGAUAGCCUACUAGGACUCGUGACAGGCUGGAUCUGGGACGACCUAGGUCUAACUGGGAUCAAGUCUCGGCUGAAUGGCCUCGAGAAAUGGAUUGAGCAAUGGAACCUUGACAUGGAAAAGGCCAUGGGGUCUGAAGAUGGAGCCAUGGCGCCCAAGCUUAUGCCCCUUCGGCAAACAGGCUACAUGACUCUUGAUAUCCAGAUCCCAGAUCCAGAGAUUGCUCCGGCUCCCAGCACCACCAACCCCGGCGACUCGAGAACAGCCUUACCUCUAGACCCAAUCCCGGCCAUCAUGGCUUGA